AUGGAUAACGGUUCGUCGAAUGAACAAUUAGCAAAUAGCAAAGUAAAUGAGCAAACUAAGGCGUCUCAGGACGGCGGCGAGGAAAAGCCAUUAAUUAAAUUGGAUGACAAUUUAGACGUCCAGAAACUUGCUUAUGAGCAACAUAACAAAAAACAUGAUCCAGAAGUAUUUUCUGGUAACAACACCGAGCAUCACGACGAAGAAAAAGCGGAUAAUGCAUUAGAGGAGAAGCAAGCUACUUAUGAUAAGGCAGAAGCACAAAAUGAUGCUGUAGAGGGUGUUCCAAGCACUUCAAAUGGCUACAGCGAGACGGAAAUAGGUGAACCAGUUUUUGAUUUUCAUCGUUUUCUAGAGCAGCUUCGUUCAAGCCCUGCCGAACCUGUUGCAAAGUAUCUUAAAAGCUUUCUUUCGGAGUUUUUGAAACGAAGAUGGUCUGUAAGUUAUCAAGUCAAGCUCAUUCAGGAUUUUUUGGCCUUCAUUGGAGAAAAGAUCGAGCAAUAUGAGCCAUGGGUUUCUGGAUCACAAGCAGAAAUCGAUAACGCCAAAGAAGGCAUGGAAAAGCUAGUAUCAAACCGCCUCUAUGCUAGGUUAUUUUCGCCAGAGAUUGCCAAGUCCGGCAUGCCUCUGAGCAGUGAACACUCUGAUGAUGUUGAAGAAGAUCAUAUUUUAUCUCAAAAAAUGGAAUUGUUUCAAUGGGUUCGAGAGGAACAUCUUGAUAUUAAAAGGGCAAAGUCUAGUUCUAAAUUUUUCCGGCUCGCGGCAGAUGAACUGCAACGUAUAAAUGACUAUCAUGCUCCUCGAGACAAAAUUAUAUGUUUGAUGAAUUGCUGCAAAGUAAUAUAUAGCUACUUACGAAAUGUCGUCAGGGAAGAAUCUGCCGAUGCGUUUGUUCCGGUUUUAAUAUUUGUUCUCUUAAAAGCACAUCCAGAACAUCUCGUAUCAAAUAUUCAGUAUAUCCAACGAUUCCGCUCUCCUGAAAAACUUUCUGGAGAAGUACUAUACUACUUAUCUACCCUUAUGGGAGCCAUGUCUUUUAUUCAAACGUUGGAUACAAAUUCGUUGACAAUUUCCGAAGAAGAGUUCAACGUUGAAAUUGAGAAAUCAUUAAAAAAAAUGGAACCAAAAACGAUAAAAGAAAGGGAGAAUUUACUUUCUGUUUCAUCAAAUACCCAAGAGGGUUCACAAAUGCCCAAUGAGACCAAGUCAAGUAUUCAACAAGAAAUGUCAAAUUUGCAAAUUGAAAAUGAAAUUACAAGUCCAGGCGAAAGUUCAAGUCGGCCGCGAUCGACGUCAAAAUCUUUAUCGUUUGUACCCGAAUCCUGGCUUAAGACUUUGUCCAGUGGUUUAAAUGACAACGAUCAGCAAGAAACUGAAGAUGACCCUUAUCUUAACGUAGGAGAGAGACCGCCUUAUAAAGUCUCUCGUAAGUAUUCCUCAUCUUCAGCUAGAAUGCCAAAACAAAGGAUUCCUGAUACACUUGAAAAUGACAUUCCUCCUAAUAAUGCUCUUCGUGAAGCAAAAAAUGCUUCUCUAGAAACGGUAGAAGUAGAACGGAUACGAUCCAGGGAGAAAGCGGAGGCAGUUGCCGCGCUUCAGGCAAUGUUCCCUGCUUUUGACACUGAAGUUAUAGAAGUUGUACUUAAUGCGCAAAAAGGAAAAUUGACUAGUUCUAUUGAUUCUUUGUUAGAAAUGAGCUAA
Schizosaccharomyces osmophilus is the source of this 1698-nucleotide messenger RNA. It is a transcript of the gene vps901, whose product is annotated as GEF Vps901. Gene Ontology annotation, cellular component: cytosol; endocytic vesicle. Gene Ontology annotation, biological process: vesicle-mediated transport. The record is from RefSeq and is a predicted model, not a curated record. Gene Ontology annotation, molecular function: ubiquitin binding; small GTPase binding; guanyl-nucleotide exchange factor activity. NCBI's taxonomy places the organism in Eukaryota, Fungi, Ascomycota, Schizosaccharomycetes, Schizosaccharomycetales, Schizosaccharomycetaceae. Bases 1 to 1698 code for a protein of 565 amino acids. The transcript has a single exon.